Rhagoletis zephyria (snowberry fruit fly) is the source of this 1251-nucleotide messenger RNA. RefSeq names its product neuron derived neurotrophic factor nord. Lineage: Eukaryota; Metazoa; Arthropoda; Insecta; Diptera; Tephritidae. The record is from RefSeq and is a predicted model, not a curated record.
CUGCAGAAACUCUGCUUUAUUGUUUGCUGAUGCGGAAAAAAUCGGCAUUUUAAUUUGCCUUUUUGUGAAACCAGUGCCUAAAUGCAAUUUUACUGAUCCACAAAGUGCGUAAAUUACAUUUGCGAACAGAGGGUUGCAACUAAUUUGAACUUUUGCGCUGAAAUUACGGAGGUCGAUCCUUCUAAAAUGGUGCCAGGCCAAACUGCUGGCACUCCACCGGUUGUUGAUGUGAUACGCCACUUUUUGCUCCUGUUCACUGUAAGCGCAUCGUUGUCGCGCUGCUUUGUGGGAGCAGAAAUUUUCUCUGCCAUAGACGACUUUAACGGAGUGUUGGCCAAUAAUUUAGCGGAGCGUGCAUAUGGCGCCGACAAUGGAGGCAAUCGUUGUUCCGCGCGAAAAUUUCAAGCUAUUGCCAAAGCCAUUGAUGAUGUUGAGGAUCUGGAACUGGAUGUACCGGCUAAUAUCGCAUUUGACAGUCAUCAGAAAAAAAGAUUCUUACUGUACAUCAAUAAAUCUGCACCGCUGGCCAUACAUUUUUCGCAGCAAGUUGUACGCAAGAUUUACUUCAAUCAAACAGUAAAUUUAUCGCGGUCACUUAUGUCGGAUCAACGCACUGUGGUAUUGCCUUGUGCACUGCGUGGCCAAUACGAUAUUUUUGUGCAAGCCCGUCAGCGAGGCUCUAUCAAAAUUGAAGCACGUGCCGAACAUCCGCAAUCCAGCUGGCCGCUACUCAAUCGCCCGCACCACAUCAGCAUACGCAGUCAGAAUUGGGUACGCAAACGCCAAAUGAUAGUCAAGUGGGACAAGAGCAAAUUCGAUUUCCAUGCAGUCCACUACUGUCUGGUUGUGAAUACAGGCCAGCGACAAUUGAAUUUCUGCAGCGCCGUCAACGAAUACUUCACGAGUACAGCCCACCACGUAGAUGCUGACGCACCGACCAACUGCUACUCGGGAUCUUUGAUGGAUUAUAUCUGGUUGAAGCCUCCGGAUCGUGCUAAGAAAAUUGAUCCACGCACCACCAACAUUAUCUGUACGGGUCCUCACACUCAGCAGCUACUGAAGGGCGUGCUGCCAAAUCUAACAUACUACUUGGAUGUAUUUGGCGUGCACACUCGCCGACAAAAUCUCACUUUCCACAUUGCCUCUACACAAGUGGACUUCAAUCGCACACAUCCCGUUUCGUUACGAGCUAAUAUGUUUACAAUGAAGAAAAUAUCUGGGCUGCAUGGCGUACAGGUCUUCAGCUUUAAG